Aethina tumida (small hive beetle) is the source of this 1383-nucleotide messenger RNA. Its product is annotated as major royal jelly protein 5. Gene Ontology annotation, cellular component: extracellular region. Bases 177 to 1307 code for a protein of 376 amino acids. NCBI's taxonomy places the organism in Eukaryota, Metazoa, Arthropoda, Insecta, Coleoptera, Nitidulidae. The record is from RefSeq and is a predicted model, not a curated record. The transcript is spliced from 2 exons.
AAUAAUAAAUGUUCGAUAUUCGAACCUCAAGGUUGUGAGUCCUCAUAUGUGUUCAAAUAUUGUUUAAUUGUUUAUACAAACAAAAUUCUACAACCGAUAUAUAUUGAUCGUGAACCAGAUAGAAUGCAUAUUCUCCCUUGACGAUUAUUUGACACACUUCAGAUAUUGGAUAAAAAAUGGGAGUAUAUUCGGUAGUUUUGAUGGCCGCCUGCAUGAUCAUCGGAGCCUACGCACAAUGCAACAGAAAUUUGAUCCCAGAUCUUAGCUUCAAACUAUCAGGAAACCAGUUGGUUUUCCCAUGUGAAAGCACCAAAAACAUUUACACUACAUCCGGUCGUUACGUACCCCAAAAUGUCAUCGCUACCAGGAUCCAGAUCUACAAGGACAACGCCAUCGUAGCUCUCCCAAGGUACAAACACGGUGUGCCAUUUACCCUUGGCAAAUUUUCAUUGAAGACAAAGGGAUGUAAGGCUGAUUUGGAGCCGUUCCCAUGUUGGGCACUCCAAGAAGAGGGCAACUGCAACGCUUUACAAAACGUAGUAGACAUCUUCGUUGAUGGAAACAACGUUCUGUGGAUCCUGGACACCGGCAUUACCAACACCUUGGAACAACCCGUACGUAGAUGCGGUCCAAAAAUCGUGGCCGUUAACUUAGCUGACGGCAACAUCAUCGGGAAGGUCGAUUUGACUCCAUUCGCAACAGCCGAGAGCCGUCUCCAAUACCUAGUGAUUGACUACGCACCUGACGGUCGUGCCUUUGCCUAUGUUUCCGAUGGUGGCACCGGAUCCAUCGUAGUCUACGACAUCGUCGGUAACAGCGGUUAUCGUGUAGUCCUGCCCAAGGCUGUCCUCAGCUCCUGUGAAGCAAUGGACGUUUUAUACAUGGCUCUUGCCAGACAACCCUGCGGCAACAUCCUCUACUUCACAUACCUCUCCUCCAAACACCUAUACUCCAUCAAGAGUGAACUUCUCCAAACCGGAAAAGCUUCUGGUUCCAUAAUUGAUGUGGGACCUAAACCACUCGGCCAAAAGAUCGUUCUCCUUGGAACUGACAACGGAGCAGCCAUCUUCUUCAGAUACAAGAGCGAGUCGGACAUUUACAUCUGGAACAGCGCCACUCCCUUCAAAUCUGAAAACUUCUUGUUGGUCCAGAACGGUGGACCGUGCAGACUUCCGACCCAGGUGGUGCCCGGUUACAAGAGGCUCAUGUGGGCCAUCGAGAGUAACUUCCACGACUUUGUUCAGAACACGGUCGGCUGUUUGGGAGCUUCCAUCGCUGUACACCCUCUCAUCAAAACCAGUGACUAAAUGGUCUGAUUAAUGUUGAACAGAAAGUCUGUGAUCUAUUUAUGUUGUACACAUAAAUAUAUAAAUUAUUGUUAUA